AUGUCUAACAGAUUUCUGGGAACCUGGAAAUUGGUCUCCAGUGAAAACUUUGAGGAUUACAUGAAAGCUCUAGGAGUGGGUUUAGCUACCAGAAAACUGGCAGUUAUGGCAAAACCCCAUGUGACCAUCAGCAUGAAGAAUGAUGUUAUAACCAUCCGGACUCAAAGUGCCUUAAACAGCUCAGAAAUUUCUUUUAAACUGGGCCGUGAAUUCGAAGAAAUCACCCCUGAUAACAGGAAAACAAAGCUUGAUUCCAGGCAAGCUGCUUAUGUGAUUUUGUCUUUGCAGACUACAAUAACCUUAGAUAAAGGAGUGCUGAAUCAAGUCCAGAAAUGGGAAGACAAAGAGACUACAAUAAAGAGAAGUUUGGUGGAUGGAAAAAUGAUGGUGGAAUGCAGGAUGAAAGGAGUUAUUUGCACUAGAAUCUAUGAGAAAGCAUCAUAA
Messenger RNA from Antechinus flavipes (yellow-footed antechinus), 444 nucleotides. Its product is annotated as myelin P2 protein-like. Gene Ontology annotation, biological process: fatty acid transport. Lineage: Eukaryota; Metazoa; Chordata; Mammalia; Dasyuromorphia; Dasyuridae. Gene Ontology annotation, cellular component: nucleus; cytosol. Gene Ontology annotation, molecular function: fatty acid binding. The record is from RefSeq and is a predicted model, not a curated record. The transcript is spliced from 4 exons. The coding region runs from base 1 to 444 and encodes 147 amino acids.